ACUUAUCAGAUCAGAAUUGAAAGAAUUGGAAGGAAAAAUCGACAAAAACCAUGGAAAAUCUGGAGAAAAAAGAUUCGGAAAAUUGUGAGACGUGCGUCAAGAACAAGAAACUAUCUUCCGAAUACAUCGAUCUUCGUGACAAGGUUAUUCUGCAAUCUAAACAAAUUACUGAUUUAAUGAUCAACUAUGCAAUUCGAUCUGUUGCAAUGAAACAACUUGAGAAGAGAGCUGCUCGACAAUCUGUCGUUAUCAAAGAAUUGAAGACAGAUUUGGUUAAAGUUCAAGAAAUGAAUAAUAAGUUGAUGGAAGACAACAAUAAGAUGAACAAAGCGAUAUCUCGAAUUGAACAAAAACUUGCUGAAGAGAAGUCUUCACAGCGUCAAAUUACCGAACCAAUAACAACGAUUCAAACAACAGUAAAACCAACUUCUCUUUCAGAAAUCUGCAAAUUGAAGAUUGGGAAUAUCUGCUACUUUGCUGUUGUAAAUAUACUGCAAAAUGUCAGCUACAAUGAAGCCAUUAUUAUUUGUAAAAGAGACAACGCAGAUAUUGGUCUGUUUCGAGAUGAAAAAUCUUACAAUGUCGUUGUAAAUUACCUGAUGAAUACUCUUGGAGAACGAAUUUUGGUAUCAGUAUGGACAGGAAUUCACAUCGAUUCAAUGACUCAUGAUGUUACACCUGUAGAGUCCUUUGUUAAAUGGCUUCCAGGUAUUCCAUUCACAGGAAUUCCUUCUAAAGACCUCAUAAAUGUUUACUUCGAUGUUCAUACCAACCCAAAUAAGCGUCAUCACAGGAUGAUAAAAGCUCCUCCUACCUGGAAGCAUCAUAGAGGUAUUUGUGAGAUCCAGAUCUAAUGAAACGUCUGCCUUGUAUUUUAUUCCUCUGGAUCAAUCAUCAGUAAAAUACGAAUCAUUAAACUCUAGUAUAAAAAGUAUACGAUUGCAAUUUCGAUUAAUGACAGCGAAAAUUGAUGAAAUUCAA
This is a messenger RNA of Styela clava, 981 nucleotides long. The record is from RefSeq and is a predicted model, not a curated record. NCBI's taxonomy places the organism in Eukaryota, Metazoa, Chordata, Ascidiacea, Stolidobranchia, Styelidae.